UCAGCUACGUACCAAAACCAAACUCCCAAAUCCUUUGCGUUCGCUACUUAUAAUAUAUCUUGUCGUUAUUGAAUUAUGUGAAAAUUAGGGUUUGAGAGAGGGGUGUGUUUUGGUCAAAGAAGAAGGGCACCGGCCUCAAUCAUACAGCGAUUGGGCUAGCUGGGUCCGCACAAAUCUUGAACAAGAUCUCCAAUAACAAGUUUUACAGAGAGUGUGUGGUCAGCAUGAUGAACUUUGUUGAAGAAGAACAAAAGGAGAAUUACUUUGAUAAAGAUGAAGGAGAAGGGGAGGAGAAACCCUUUAUUUCUUUCUCUUCCACCUCCUCAUCUUCUGCUGCCAAUUCUCCCAAUUACAGCCAAAACCUAUCCCUCUUUGGGGCAUUUGAGCAGUCACAACAAGCACACAAAAAUCAAGAUCACACCCCACCUGUCAAUUUGGACAGCAAUAAUAAUCUAGACCUUAUGGAAUUAUCACUAGGAGGUACUAGUAGUGGAAGAUCAUCCGGAGCCGGAGGAGGAGGAGGAGGAGGGGAUAUUGAGAAAGAACACAUGUUCGACAAAGUAGUGACUCCAAGCGAUGUGGGGAAGCUGAACCGGCUAGUGAUACCAAAACAACACGCGGAGAAGUACUUCCCGCUCAAUUCCUCAUCGACCGAGAAAGGACUACUCUUAAACUUCGAAGAUCGGACUGGAAAGGCGUGGCGAUUCAGGUACUCUUAUUGGAACAGCAGUCAGAGCUAUGUCAUAACCAAAGGAUGGAGCAGGUUUGUGAAGGAGAAGAAGCUUGAUGCUGGAGAUGUUGUGUCGUUUCAACGCGGUGUUGGCGAGUUAGGCCGGGAUCGGUUGUUCAUAGACUGGAGGAGAAGGCCUAAUCCGCUCGAAUCAACACCAGUUCAGUUUCAGUUCCAGUUUCCACAGGAGGUGCAGUGGGGGAGGCUCUACUCCAUGCCGCCACCGCGAUUGGGGUCAAUUUCACAACAAUUCGAGAAUUUUCCAAACUCCAUGAAUUAUAAUUUGUAUCCUUAUCAUUACAAUCUUCAACAACAGCAGCAGCGACAACAACAACGACAACAUGAACCAAUUGUUGGUUACGGACAUGGAGUUUUCCAACAGCAUUAUUUAAGGUCAUCAUUAUCAUCAUCAUCAGUUGUGCAAGAAGGUGGGAAUUUGCAACCGAUGGUGAUCAAUUCAGUGCCAGUUGUUCAUGGUACUAAAACCGCGGCGCCGCUAAAACGGCUGAGGUUGUUUGGUGUGAACAUGGAGUGUGGUGGUAGUAGUAGUACUGCACAAGAUGAAGUAAUCUCUCCUUCUCCUCAUUUAGCCUCGGCCGGUUCUUCUUCUUCUCAUCCUUCCCAGUUGAGGUUACCAGGGAAUUCGCCGGUUUCAACAAUACCGCAAAUUGAGUUAUCAAACAUAGGGAAGUCUUCUUCGUCACCCAAUUUUGAUUAUAAGCACUAAGUUGAAGGGGUGGAAGACAUGGAAGGAAGAUAAGUCUUGCUUUGUUGUUUUCUUUAAUUUUGGGUUUAGAUUUCAUGGCAUUGCAGAAUUAAUUGCCAGAUGGGGUCAAUUAGAGAGUGUAACUACAUGGAAUUGAAAAAUCUUUUCAAUUGUGUAUAACACAUUAUAUAUUGAAAAUUAUAUAAGCAUACAUGUGUGUGUAUAUAUAUAUAUAUAUAUAUCGUGUUUUCCUUUAAUAGGUCGACGUAGGGGUUCUCUCCAACUGUAUUUUGGGGUUAUUAGCAUUGCUGUUCCCCUCUGCACAUGCAGUUAUUGAUGAUCACUGUGUGGUACGUACUCUUAUCUCUUUGUGUUUCUUGUCUAUAGUGUCAGUAAUUGUAUGGUACAAAGCAAGCCAAUCGAUGGCUGGUGCAGGUUCAUCAGUUUAAUUUGUUUAUAUUCUCUUUUUGCUUCAAUUUGCCUUGUUUGGUUAAUGUUCUUGCUGCCGCCUAGUUAAGCAGGAUUGCAGGGGGGGGUGUGAAGCGCCGAGCGCGCAGAAAGUUGGAGCAGUACUAGCUAGCUAUAUGCUAAUACUGUAGAAGGUCUUUAAUUACAGCUUGUGAGCAGCUAUCCUUUGUUGUCUCGAUUACUGCACACACUCAGCAAGUGCUUCUAUUUAACAAUUUUUCUCAAAUAAGGUAUAUAUAUGCUUCUUUUCUGGAUUGGAACUGCUCAAAUUAAUGCUUUCUUCAGUUAAGAUAUAUAUGCUG
Tripterygium wilfordii is the source of this 2206-nucleotide messenger RNA. Its product is annotated as B3 domain-containing transcription factor NGA1-like. The transcript is spliced from 3 exons. Gene Ontology annotation, molecular function: DNA-binding transcription factor activity; DNA binding. Bases 225 to 1457 code for a protein of 410 amino acids. The record is from RefSeq and is a predicted model, not a curated record. NCBI's taxonomy places the organism in Eukaryota, Viridiplantae, Streptophyta, Magnoliopsida, Celastrales, Celastraceae.